AGCUAGGUACCGAAAUGAUGGAGCUGAGAGACGUACUUAACUCGCUUUAAAAUGCGUUGAUGCAAAUAUAUCGAUAGUUGUCUGUAACAUGUCUCCUUAUUAAAGAGUAACUAGUGAUAAAGCUCCUAGGUUGGCUAUAUAAUUAUAUAUAGUAUGUAUUUAAUUGUCUAGAAAUCGGCAUGAUAUUAUAAUUAUAAUUAUUUAUGUGUUCAACGAGUAUUGUGCAGAGAGAACUUCCUCGCAGUUUUAUUCGCCUGUCUGUGCGUAGUUUAUUUUCAGUCAUUUUGUAAGCGUCAGGUAGUUUAGGUGUGCUGCCAGGUGAACUGAGCUGAGGUGCUGCACUGACUGACUGAGAGACUAGACUCCAUCAUCAUCAUCAUCAUCAUCAAUGUCCUUCAAUGGAGACUGAAGACGAGCCCCUCUUUGCUGAGCACAAGCUGCUGUCUCUGGGGCCCACUGAGCCCUGGUCGGUGAGGGAGAAGCUCUGCUUGGCCUCCUCUGUCAUGAAGAGCGGAGAUCAGAACUGGGUUUCAGUGAGUAGAGCCAUCAAACCUUUUGCAGAGCCAGGAAGACCUCCAGACUGGUUCUCUCAGAAGCACUGUGCCUCCCAGUAUUCCGAGCUCCUUGAGACAACUGAAACUCCAAAGCGCAAGCGGGGAGAGAAGGGGGAAGUGGUGGAGACUGUGGAGGACGUGAUCGUGCGCAAGCUCACAGCAGAGAGGAUUGAGGAACUGAAGAGGCUCAUCAAAGACACGCAAGAAAAGCACAGGAAGCUGAAGAGGGAGUCAGAGCUGAUACAGGCUGGACACUUGGACUCCAAACUGGAGGAGCUCUGGGGCAGCAUUGUGCAGAAGAAGAAGCAGGAGGAAGAAGAGGCAGAGUUAAAGAGGAAGACCACAGAUGCAGCGUAUCAAGCUCGCCUGGCGGUGAAGAACACUCCAAAGCGAGCCCCCAGCGUGACGGUUCGCUCCCCACUGGGUGCCAGCUCACCAAGCCUGGACUUCUCACUGAUCGAAACUACCCAGCCGAUCCCAGAGGAUCCCAGCACCACAGCCACCGCUCCAGGAGCCCCUGUCUUUAUGCCUUUGCCUGAGACGCCUGGGCCUGGGUCUUCAGAGGCUGGCCUGGGCUCUCUCCUGGAUGACUCCCCACAGAAGAAGAUCCUGGGCCAGAAAGCAACACCUCCGCCCUCCCCACUGCUGUCAGAGCUGCUGAAGAAGGGCAGCCUGCUUCCCACCAGCCCCCGCCUGGUUGGCGAGGGAGACGUUACUGCAGGUCACAUGACAGGGCCUCACGGGACAGAGCUCCAGGUCUCGGUCCCCACCAUUCCUGCUUCCCAGGCAGCAACAGGUGCUCCUACGCUGUCUCGUCUGCUGGAGGCCGGUCCCACCCAAUUCCCCUCCCCCCUGGGCUCGCUGGCUACCACAGAGACCCCAGCUGCUGUUGUACCCCCCACGCUGGACACUUCUGCCUCGCUCAGCACAGGGGCAGACAUGGCCGAGAGCACCGUCCCCAGAGCGUGUACCCUGCCGGGUGAUGGGAAGGCAGGGGAGCUGGCUGACGAGGAUCUGGUGACUGUGUCCUACAUGGGGGAUGAGCUUGACCUGGAGACUGUGGGAGACAUUAUUGCCAUCAUUGAGGAAAAGGUUGAUGAUAAUGCAGAGGCCUUGGAUGCAGCUGCAGUGGAGGCUGCACUAUCUCUCUGCGAAGAGGUGGCAGAUGGCCACACCCUGCCAAACCCCUGGGAGCCAGGACCAUUUAAGCCACCAGAUCCAAAUCCCGUAGCAUCUACAGUCUCCGCUUGCCCUGCUGUUGACCCCAGCCUGGAGCUGAAGAAGGAGCUGCUGGAGGAUAAAGUGAUAGUGGGCAGCCCUGCUUCCUUCACUUUGGCCUCUGGCCCACAGGGUAGCAACAUCCCUCAUCCUCACCUAUCCCCCGUUCCUCCCUCCUGCACCGCGAUCAACCUCGAGUCAGACCCACCAAGUGGGGCUGGGGGAGUGGAAGGUCUGAGGGACGGAAGCCCCACCUCUCCUAACACCAUCAUAAAAUUUGAGAACGAAGAGUGGACGCAACCAGGAGGCGAAACGCCUGGGGCUGACUCUCUAACAGAGGACAACUCAGCUUCAGGGAAGCAUCCCAAGGACAUCAAGGAGGAAGAUCCUGGGAGCGACGGGGAGGAGGGCAGCAUAUCGGAACUGAAGGAGUGCGGGGAGGGGGAUGUGGGUGAGGAGUGCACAGCUGAUGGCGAGGGGCCGGAGGCCUACCUGUCAGAAGCAGAGCUGGAGCCGGCUGCCAGCGAGAGUGAGGAUGGGUACAGCCUGCACACAGCCUCCUCGCUGCAACUGCAUAAUACGGCCGACUCCAUUCCCAGCAGCCCUGCUUCAUCGCAGUUCUCAAUGUGCAGCGAGGACCAAGAGGCCAUUCAGGCACAGAAGAUCUGGAAGAAAGCGAUCAUGCUGGUGUGGCGAGCGGCAGCCAACCACAGGUAUGCCAACGUGUUCCUGCAGCCAGUGACAGAUGACAUUGCACCUGGAUACCACAGUAUUGUACACAGGCCUAUGGAUUUGUCGACAAUCAAAAAGAAUAUAGAGACGGGCCUCAUCCGCACCACGGCGGAGUUCCAGCGCGACAUCAUGCUGAUGUUCCAGAAUGCAGUGAUGUACAACAGUUCAGACCAUGAUGUCUACCACAUGGCCCUGGAGAUGCAGCGCGAUGUCCUGGAGCAGAUCCAACAGUUUUUGGCCACACAGCUCAUCAUGCAGACCUCAGAGUCUGGCAUCAGUGCCAAGAGUUUGCGUGGCCGAGACUCCACACGCAAACAAGACUCUUCCGACAAGGACAGUGUCCCCAUGGCCUCUCCUGCCUUCCUCCUUUCUCUCUUUGUAAGUAUCCAGUGUGCAGCUCACAGCGUACACGGUACAUACACACUGCCUCUGUCCCUUUCUUUCAGUCUCUCUCCCUGUCUCACACACGUGUAUUCAGUUCAGUGCCAGUACAGGUUUUCAGAGAUGGAAACAUUUCCAAUUUGUUUUAGCUGCAUUUUCUCCACCAGACUGUCAGGUGGCACUAAACUGCACAGAAAUAGAACCUGACUUGAGAUACUCUUGAUUCAGCUCUUUUCCACAGUUUUUAUACCUUUUGUCUCGUGUUUGAUUGUUGUUGAUCAGUAACAAGAUGGCUAAUACAACACAUUUAUUGGAUGAAUUGGUGAAAAAGAGCAUUGAA
Molecule: messenger RNA, 3225 nt
Organism: Scleropages formosus (Asian bonytongue)
Lineage: Eukaryota; Metazoa; Chordata; Actinopteri; Osteoglossiformes; Osteoglossidae
Product: bromodomain-containing protein 8-like
Exons: 19
Coding region: 399-3092 (897 amino acids)
Cellular component (GO): NuA4 histone acetyltransferase complex
Molecular function (GO): protein binding
Source: RefSeq, a predicted model, not a curated record